ACAUGAAAAAAAUACGUACAGUAAUUAACACAAUUUCUAUUAUCUUUAAAAAAAACCUGCAAAAAAAGUAGUCUCUCUUUUAACGCACCAAGAAGCUUUGUUCGUGCUUCUCUCUCUUCCUCUCCUCAUUUCCUGGUUGGAUCCCUUCGUCGAUUAAUCAAUUGUUACUUUGCCACUUCAAUUCCCCUCUCAAUUUUUGAUAAGGUACGAGUUUAUUGCAAUUUCUUCAUUUCGCCAAAAUUUUAGGGUUUUGUCAUUCAAUUCAGUUUAGAUCUGAGGAAUUUUGUUUGUAGAAUUAAUUGCUAAGGCUCCAACUUUGGCUCGUUUGAUUGUGUAUUUUUGGUGAAUAUGAUUGGAAUUUCCAUGUGAAAAAUUGGGGAUUUUUGGGGGUUCAGGUGAUGGUGAUGAUUUGUAAUUGAGAUGGAGGGAAGAAAUCGUAGUGGGCGUCAUUCGGGUGGUGUGGUGAAGAAUAGGAGCUCCUCAGGUUGUUUGAUUAUUAAGAAAAAGACUGAUGGGGUUAGUGGGGUGGGAUCUUCGAAAAGCCGAAAGCUCCAUGAAUCAAAGAAAGAGAAGAAGAGACCUAGGUUGAAUGUUAGUGAGCCAGAGUCGAGUGAUGAAGAGUUUUCGGAAUUCUAUACGAGGCGAGGGGUGAGUGGGGUGAAUCAAGUUAGUGGUGGUGGUUCACUUAUGUAUGAUGAUAACGAUUUCGAUGAGGAGACGGGUUUUGGAAGUAAUGGGUUGAUGAGGGGGGUAGGGCCGAAACGAAGUAAACUUGAUGUUUAUGACUUUGAUGAGUAUGAUGAUUUGAGUGAUGUUGAAAUGAUGAGGAUGAGGCAUUAUUAUGACCGAGGAAUUGGGGGUGAGGAGAGAAGGUUUAUGGGCGCGAUGCCAGGGAUGAAUAAUAGUAGUGGGUUGGAUUUUGAUAGUGGGUCGAGUAAGGGUGAUAUUAUUUAUAAAAGAAGGAAUUCAUUCCAUGGGGGUUCUAGUAGUGAUAAGAUUAGUGUGGGUGAUGUAUAUUCUGGUAAGAGAGGGUUUGAAAUGAGAAAUGAGCUUCCUGUUUCAUUGGGGAAAGAGAAACUUGGUGGGUCUGAUGAAGCUAUUAGACUACAGGGCAAGAACGGCGUGCUUAAAGUGAGGGUCAAGCAUAAGGAGGAGAUUAGUGAACAAUUUUCACAAAAGUAUACACAUGUCAAAGGAAAUAAUGUAGCUCUUAGGUCUCAAGAACUAGCUGCAAAGAACAUUGCCAUCCGUGCUUCACCAUAUUUAGAAAAAAAUCUGUCUAAAAAGUCAAUUACAGCAAAUAUGCUGGACAAAAAUCAACAGAGAAAGCGGAAACCAGCCGAGAGCAGUGAGGAGAGUGAUGAAGAAGCCAAGGAUAGUGACUCUUCUCCGAAGCUGCAAACUGAAAGUAUGCAAGUUAAGCAGUCCAUGAAAAGAGGGAGGAGUGGAGGAAGUAUGCAGUCACCUCAAAGUGCUCAGCCAAUCAAGCUGAAGGAAGGGAAAGUCAAGCGUGGCAGUGGCACAGAGAAGCAGUUGUUACGUGAGAAAAUACGGAACAUGCUUCUCACUGCAGGCUGGACAAUAGAUUAUAGACCUAGGCGGGGAAGAGACUACUUUGAUGCGGUUUAUGUUAACCCUACUGGUACAGCGUACUGGUCAAUCAUAAAAGCUUAUGACGCACUACAAAAGCAACUCGAGGAAGAAGGGAGCAGCAUGAAAGCUAGUGAUGACUGCUCUUCGUUUGCUCCAAUAUCGGAGAAUGUAUUGAGUAAACUGACGAGGCAAACCCGAAAGAAGAUUGAGAAGGAGUUGAAAAGGAAGAAAAGAGAGGAAGCAGGGAGUAAAGUUAAGAAAGAAUUCACCAGUGGUAGCUUCGAUGAAGAUGAGUCAGAUACUGACAGUGGAGGCAGUGGCAGACGAGACGACAAGUUGAGUUCAUUUAUGAAACGCAGUGGCAAAUCCUUGAAAGGUGCAUCGAAGGAAUCCUAUAGGGGUAAAAGCAAUUCAAAUAGUAAGAUGCAUGACAGGGGUGAAAAAUUCAUUCAUGCAAGGAAAAGUAAAAAGAUUGGCAGGUGUACGUUGCUAGUUCGUAAUUCUGGGAAGGGGGUGAAUUCUGUCAGUGAUGGCUUCAUUCCAUACACUGGAAAACGUAAUUUGUUGUCCUGGUUGAUUGAUUCGGGAACUGUGAAUCUGAGUGAGAAGGUGCAUUACAUGAACCGUAGAUGCACACGUGUCAUGCUUGAGGGUUGGAUCACAAGAGAAGGAAUUCAUUGUGGCUGUUGUAGUAAAAUUCUUACUGUUUCUAAGUUUGAGAUUCAUGCAGCAAGCAAGCUUCGCCAGCCAUACCAAAACAUAUAUUUAAGCACUGGGGCUUCACUGAUGCAGUGCCAGGUUGACGCAUGGAACAGACAGGAGGAGUCUCUACGUAAUGGCUAUAAUAAGAUUGAUGUUAAUGGGGAUGACCCUAAUGAUGACACCUGUGCCAUUUGUUGUGAUGGUGGGAAUUUGAUUUGUUGUGACAGCUGUCCAUCAACAUUUCAUCAGAAUUGCUUAGGCAUCGAGAAGCUUCCCCCUGGUGAUUGGCACUGCCCACAUUGUUCCUGCAAAUUCUGUGGCCUUGCAGACAUGAGUUUCAGUAAAGAAAAUGACAACAGACAGGAUGCAGUGCUCACUUGCAGUUUAUGUGAGGGGAAAUAUCAUUGCUCUUGUGCGGAGGACUUCGAUGAUACUUCUAAUUACUUGAACCGCCCUCCUUUCUGUGGGAAGACAUGUCAAGAGCUCUCUGAGCACUUUCAAAAGCUUCUUGGGGUCAAACAUGAAUUGGAAGCUGGAUUGUUUUGGUCUCUUAUUCAUCGGACAGAUCUAGAUUCUGACACCUCUGUUCGAGGCUAUCCACAGAGGGUGGAAUGGAAUUCGAAGUUGGCUGUUGCUCUUAAUGUUAUGGAUGAAUGUUUUUUGCCAAUAGUUGACAGGAGAAGUGGGAUUAAUAUGAUUCACAGUGUUCUCUACAACAGUGGGUCAAAUAUCACUAGACUUGAUUACAGUGGCUUUUACACUGCUAUUCUGGAGAAGGGUGAUGAGAUUAUAGCUGCAGCUUCUAUCAGGUUACGGAGUACACAGUUUGCUGAGAUGCCAUUCAUUGGAACUCGUCACAUUUAUAGGCGUCAAGGGAUGUGCCGUCGACUUUUCUCAGCCAUUGAGUCGGCUCUCCGCUCACUUAAAGUUGAGAAACUGCUAAUUCCUGCUAUCUCCAAGUUGAUGGAUACCUGGACUACUGUUUUUGGUUUCAGUACUCUUGAGGAAUCAGAUAAGCAAAUCAUGAAAACCGGAAACAUGUUGGUGUUUCCAGGAACUGAUAUGCUCCAAAAGAAGCUAUUGGAUCAAGGCAUCAGUAAUAGAGGCUUAGCAGUGGCAGGAGCACAUUCAUUUGAAAAUGAUCAGAAUGCCUUAGUCAUGCCUGGUUUAGGAAAGAAAUCCGAUCUUCACUCCCCUCCCGAGCUUUGCACGGCUGCUGCAGAACCAGAGAAAGAAGAGAUGAAAAACAUACCUGUUACUGAUUUUGGUUAUCUUGAUGCCAUUUGCACAGAUGAUAAGUCGAUGCAUAGUGCUCUUGCAGAAUGCUGUGGCAAAGUAAAUCCUUUGCCUACUGAAAAUGAGGAGAUAAAAGAAAUUUCUGUUACUACUAGCUCAGAACUGCAGCUGGAUACCAAGCUCAACGAGUCUGCCGGUGAUUUGAUGGAUCACAUUUCUGCUGGUGCAACUGUAGAGGCUGCUACCCCAUGUGAUUCCAAUGACAAUAAGCCUUCAUUGCAUACUGCUUCUGCAGCUGUUUUCAAUGAAGCUGAGCCACUAGUUUCAAAUGAAGGAAUCCUAGAAACUACAUGCUCUGAACAGCUGCUGGACACAAAGCUCAAUGAGUCCAUUGGUGAUGUGAACGAUCAGAUUUCUGCAGAUGCAAGUGCAGCAACUGCCGCCCCACAUGAUUCCUGUAAGCCUUACCUAGAAAUUGAUUCUGCAGCUGUGCCUGUGUCAAGUGAAGUUAAGCCACUAGUUUCAGAUGAAGAAAUUUUGGGGUCUACAGCCACUGGAAAGCAGUUGGUUAACAAACUCUAUGAGUCUGCUGGUGAUGUGAAAGAUCACAUUUUUGUAGAUGCAAGUGAGGAAAGUUUUUUGGAUGAUUCAUCUGUAAGCCAUUAUGUGGGGGUAUCUGCUGACUGUAAAUUGACACAGGGAGCUAACUUAGGUGUUGCCAAAUCAGGGUCACCUACUGCAAAUGGUAAAUUAGCUGUUACUUCUGAUAAAGAUCUGUUAAAUGAGUUUCAAAGGAGUGAUAACGAAUACCAGAGGGAUGAGGUUUUAUUUUCCGAAACUGAAUCUGUUGUUCAUGGGAAAGAUCACUCUUUAUCAGAAGAACCUCAUGUUGAUGUUUUAAUGGAUAAACCUAUGAUAGAACCAACAGCUGAACAUAUUAUUCAUCAUCCUCCAGAUGUUCAAACAAAUGACUUUCAUGUAGUCCCAGAGGAAAAUGAUGUUUGUUUUGGUUCACAGUCCUUGCAUGUGUCCGACAAUACUGAUCUAGAUGCAGCUCAUGAACCCAAGAUCAAUGUUUCUGGUAACACAGCUGCUUAUGAGAAUGCUCACUCUUUUUCAGAAGCAUCUCAUGUUGAUGUUGUAAUGGAAAAACCAAUGAUAGAGCCUAUAGCUGAAGAUAAUAUAUUCCAUCAUCCAGAAUUUCAAGCAAAUGAUGCUCAUAUAGUCCCAGCUAAAGCUGAUGGUUUUCCUGACUCAAAAUCCUUGCAUGUUUCCAAUAAUAAUGAUUUAGAUGCAGCUCAUGAACCAAAAAUCCAUGUUUUUGGAAAUUGUGCUGAUAAUGGAAAAGAUAUCUCUUCAUCAGAAGCAUCUCAUCUUGAUGUUGUAAUGGAAAAACCUAUGUUAGAACCUCCUGACGAUAAUGUUUCUCAUCGUCCAGAAGUUGAAGUGGAUGAUGCUCUCCCAGCUGAAAUUGAUGUUUGUUCUGGUUCACAAUCCUUAAAUGUAUCUGACAAUAUCAAUCAUGAUCCAGUGCAUGAGCCUAAGAUCCUUUUUUCUACAAAUGUUAUGGAAUGUAGUCAGACCAUAGAAGCAAUGCCUGUUGAUGACAGGGCAUGCAAAUCUCCACGGUAUGCAGGUCUCAGUACCAGUCCAAUAGAGAAGCCUGGGAUUGCUGAGCAGCCAACUUUAGAAGGUGAGGUGCAGCAUGUGGAAGUUGUUAAUGUCCAACCAAUGAGUAGAUUUUCUUGUGAAGUUUCUGUCAAUGCUGCUGAUGCAAACACAAAUAAUAGUGAGGAUCCUCCUCUUGUUUCAGAUGAUGGCAGCAUUGUAGUUACGGGCUUGUUGUGUGUCUCUGAGCUCCAUGAUCAAGGUAUAAUGUAAAUUAGACAUCAGAUAACAGUAGAGACAGGAGUCGCCUGUGCUAGAACAGCAUUGAGGUAAGCUUGACAUACCGUAGAUUGGGCACAUGUUGAUGCUUAGUUUGCUCCAUGUGAACUGUGGAGGAAGUUUGGUAAAAGUUCUGGAAUCUGAUGACUUUCCAUCAUUUUCAACGUGGUUGGAAUGUUUCAACUGGUCAUGAAUUCGUUAGUCCACUUGGUUUGGUUGCAAUAUUCUAAACCACUUGGCUGUGCCGCUGAACAACUCAAUGUGGCUAUGAUUUUUCUACAUAGAGGGUUCUGUAUUCUGGCCCUUAAUUAAUCAGAGGUUGAUCCUGAAAGGUGAGAUAGCUAGUCUAUAUGAGUGCUACAAAAUUUUGGAGAUGGAGCUUCAGCACUGAAUUUUGUCCGUGAACCCAAUGUAAUGUUGUGUUGAUGUGUAUAAAUUGGCGUAUAGAUCAAGGGCAGGCUUUAUUAUAUACUCAUUAUCAUGUGUAAUUUAUGCCGGUUCAUCGCAUGAUAGCAGUAGCUGCUGUUAUUCGUAAUGUUAAAUUUGAUUAUGAAUUAUCAUCAAUUGAUGAAGUUAACCGGUAA
This is a messenger RNA of Chenopodium quinoa (quinoa), 6002 nucleotides long. RefSeq lists its product as uncharacterized. The transcript has 8 exons. The coding region runs from base 421 to 5412 and encodes 1663 amino acids. NCBI's taxonomy places the organism in Eukaryota, Viridiplantae, Streptophyta, Magnoliopsida, Caryophyllales, Amaranthaceae. Gene Ontology annotation, biological process: negative regulation of DNA-templated transcription. Gene Ontology annotation, molecular function: transcription corepressor activity. The record is from RefSeq and is a predicted model, not a curated record.